UUUUAAUGUAAAGGCUAUUAAUGAACUAUCUCUCAGGAUUACAGUUUUAGAAGGAGGGAAUGGAUCAGUCAGAUGUUGGGGGUGGAGUAGAUUCGCAGCUAAAUCCUUUGCUGUUCAGAGCUAUCGGGGCUGUCCUAAACUGGACGCUCUGCGGUAAGGAAGGAGCUGACAGAUCCGCUGGACAGGCUCUUGUGGGAUGUUUCAUGAAAACUGUGUACAAGAGUAUAUUCCAGACCUUCGUGCACAAAGGUUCUGAACCGAUCUCUGCAGUACGGAAGAACAAACUUGACGAUCUAUUAGAACCAAGUGCAGAGAAAGGCUCAAUAGGCAGUGGAACUGAUACAAUGCCUCGACCCUCAAACGUACCAUUAAUGGAAGCCCCAGAUGGAGGAUGGGGCUGGAUGGUUGUGAUUAGCUGCUUCUUAGUGACUGUCUGCACAAGGGCAGUGUCCAGAUGCUUUUCCAUAUUUUUUGUGGAGUUCCAGAAUUAUUUUGCCCAAGAUUAUGCCAUGACAGCAUGGAUACAUUCCACUGUUGACUGCACUACAAUGGUAUUUGCGCCUCUUGGGAGUAUUAUUAGCAAUCGGUAUUCCACUCGAGCAGCAGUGAUUCUUGGAGGAGUGUUAGCUUCUGUUGGCCUCAUUCUUAGCUCAUUCGCUACCUGCCUGGAAUAUCUUUAUCUGUCACUCGGAGUCAUUACUGGCUGUGGAUAUGCUUUAGCUUAUUCUCCUGCCAUAUCAAUUGUGGGCAAGUACUUCUGUAAGAAGAAAGCUAUGGCAUAUGGGUUGGCCAUGUCAGGGAGUGGAAUUGGCACUUUUGUUUUAGCUCCAGUGGUUCAGCUGCUGAUUGAACAAUACUCUUGGCGUGGGGCAUUACUCAUCCUCGGAGGCCUCGUAGCUAAUAUUUGUGUUUGUGGUGCUCUGCUGAGGCCCCUCACCCUUGCAGAGGAUCUGCCCAAUUCCACCAUGAGUGACAUUGCCGGUGAAAAAGUCUCUGCGGAAUCCAGGAUUAAGGCACAAUGUGAUGACUGUCAUCUGUCCAGUCUUUCUACAGAAUCAAACUUCAUUAGAAAAGAGAGUGUCAGAAGGCAGCCGUGCAGCUGUUGUCCAUCAUAUAAAGAAUAUGCCUUUCUGCUGACUGCGGACUUCCUUGUAUUUGCUGCAUCGCUGCUAUUCCUCGCCUAUGGCUGCAGCACUCCUUUUGUUCAUCUUGUGCCAUAUGCAGUGAGCACUGGAGUAAGCCAACAGCAAGCAGCCUUCUUAAUGUCAAUACUGGGCAUCAUAAAUAUUAUUGGCACAGUUUCAUUUGGCUGGAUAAUGGACAGAAGGUUUUUGAAGAAGUACCGGAAAUACUGUUACAUUUUGACAGUUGGCUUGGAUGGUGUCUGCUCUCUGUUCAUUCCCAUUCUGAGAUCCUUUCCACUCCUCGUUCCCUAUGCAGUUUUUUAUGGAUACUUUGAUGGGGCUUAUGUUGCCCUUAUCCCAGUGAUAACAUCAGAUAUAGCAGGAAAUGUUUUCCUGCCCUCUGCUCUGGGAAUAGUUUACUUUAUCCAUGGGAUACCCUAUCUAAUUGGACCCCCAAUAGCAGGUUGGUUAGUGGACACUACAGGAAGUUACACAGCAGCUUUCCUUGUCAGUGGAUUGUCCAUGAUAAUCAGCUCUAUGCUGGUGGUUACUGCCAAUCGAAUAAGCAAACGCAGGAAUUCCGUUGACCUUCACACUGCGGUUAUACAGUCAGAUCCUAGCACUGCAACUUUUCAGACUGCGUCAAGCGAUCCAAUAUGAAAAGCUGGAUUCAUCGGACAGUGCUGCAUUAAGAAAAUGCAGGCAUAAAAUUGCUGGCACAUUUUUAAAAGGCUCUCAAAGUAUCAAACAAUGCGGGCAAUCAUGAUACAUGAGAAGCUAUUGAUUAGUACUUUUCUCAAUGCCAAAGUAUUUUCAUAUAUAUCCACAUAUAUAAUAGACUUUUAAAAAUGCUUUACGUCUCUUUCAUUUGGCAAGUUCCCCUUGACUUGCUAACUGCAGGGUUGCUGGUUUGUAACAAUACUUUUCUCCAAUACAAAGGGCUCAGGUGUGGACAUAUGACCCCGAUAAAUGUAUCAGAUUUACAAGCGAUUGUAUAUAUGGCCAGUGUCAGUUAUAAUUCUCCUACCUCAUUGACACUAGCUCAACUGAAAUUUUUAAGAUUAUGAUCCAUAGAUUUUAUUUAGUUAUGUUUAUCAAAGGAAAUGGAAUAAAGGCAGGGACAUUGAUUUAAGUACAGAUCAGCCUGGAUUUGAUUGAAUGUCAGCAAAGAUUUGUCGGAGAUGAACAUUAUAUAUUUAAUCUAAAAAAGAUAUAAUGUAUGUAGGCUCUUGAAGCAAAAGUAGGAAUCAUGCAAACAUGCGGUUUUCUUGUUCUUGUAAUCUGUUCAUCCAUUACAUAAGCCAACAACCCUAUAUGCUAUUUGAACAGCUUCUCACCCUGACCUGCUACCUUUUUCGAAGAUUUGCAUAUCCUUUUGAAUUGUCACAUUUUGUUCAUAUUACUUGUCCUCACUCUCUAUCAAAAUGUAUCAAAUGCAGUCCAUUUCAUCACUCUGUCUCCGUCCUUCUGGAGUUUGUUACAAUUCUCAAUUUUUUUUACCAGAAUUCCACAUUUUGUAUGAUCUACAGAUCUUGAAAUGAUAGCUGUGAUACCCAGUCCAUAUAAUUGAUGCAUAUCAUAUCCUAACACUGAACCCAGUGAAACACUACAGUAAACUUCCAUCUAGUGUGAAGAACAGCUAUCUAUCACUACAUUGGCAAGACCAAGCAGAGACUAAUUGAACACAUUGUGGACUGCAGUAUUGACAAGGAUGACUCUGCUCUUCUGGUUGCUUGCUAUUUCAAUCCUCCAUCUUACUCUUCUUCUAACAUUUCAGCCCGAGACUGUGGUACUGCAGUACAACCCAAGACACGCGGGAGGAACAGCACCUCAUUUCCCACCUCAGCACUUUUACAGCUUUCAGAACUCAACAUUGAGUUCAACAAAUGAAGACCAUGAAUUUUGCUGCCACCCCAUGUUAAUUCCCCAAUUAUUCACAUCAACACUUUCUGCUACCUCAUCAAAUCAAAUCAGUGAAACAAACUAUGUCUUUAAGUAAUCCAGAUCGACUUUCAUUUAUUAGUCCAUUUCCAAAUGCCUAUUAAUUCUUGUGCAAGGUUUUUUAUGGAUCAAACCAAACCCCUUCAUAAUAUAUUAAGAAGACAACCCCAGACCCCAACUUUUUCUUAUUUUAUAAAUAAGUGCCAGUUGCUUUGUUCUAGAUACUAUUAGGUUGGUCAAACUAACAGCGUUAAAACAAAACAUACUUUAUUUCAAAACUACAGUUAAAAGACAACAAAAGAAAGAAGAAACUGGAAUAACCUAACUCUCUAGGAAAGCUUAACAGGAUAAUAGAUUGUUUAACUACUAAACAAUAACUGUUCUUGUAUGGAAACAUCUCAUAAACACAUCCUUGGCAAAGGCAAAUUCUGUAAAAUAGAUUGUCUCACAUGUAAUUCAAGCAGCAGGAAGAUAACCCCAGCUUUUAGCCGUAACACAGAGAGGAAUAAUAGCUUCUAAAUCCAGCUUCAAGACCCCAGCAACUGCAACUGAAGGCUAACAACAAAAAAAACUUAGUUUUGUGAGAGCUUGACCCCAUCCAUUGAGCUCCUUUUGUUGUUCCAACUUAAAAAAUAAGGCCCCAUAAGCUGGUUACUUAUUGCCUCUGGAGCACACAGCUCCACACCUCUGUCACAACACUUCUUCAUAUGAAAAAGUACAAAAUACACCUCUUAAAACCAUAGUAUUGUCACAGGAUCAAAGACUGCUUGGUAUAAUUGGAUCAUUUUAUGAUUCACAAUAUGUGACAAGUGGAGUCCUGCAGGGGUCUCUGCUGGGUCCUCAGCCUUUUAGUUUACACCAAUGACUAAGAUGUGGGGAGUGAAGUGUGGUGGCUACUUUUUCAAACUUAGCUACAUUAUGAUAGGGAGGAGAGUAAUUUGUGAAGGAGACAAGGAAGCUGAGGUUGGAUAAGGAAAGUUUGAAUAUGUGGGCAAAAAUCUGGCCUGUACAGUAUAAAAUGGGAAAUAUGUCGUUAUUUCCUUUGUCAGGAAAAUACAAAGGCAGAAUAUUAUUUCACCAGAGAGCUACUGGAGAAGUUUGAGGUGCAGAGAGAUCUGGAUGUUCCAGUUGCUAGAGUCAUUAAAGGUUAGCUUGCAAGUAUGGUAAGUAAUUAAAGCCAAUAGAAUGUGGUCAUUUAUUAUGAGAGGAAUUUAUCUUAAAUGCACCAUGUUAUGCUUAAGUUAUGUAGGGUUUUAUUGAGACCACAUCUGUAGUACUACGUACAGUUUAAACUCUGCGUUAUGUCUAAAUGCUAUAAUGCAGUAUACUUUUAAGAGACUGUAUCAUAGCAUGUAAGGUAUAAAGGUCUCAGCCUUCAUCUUAACUGGGAUCACUUAAGCAUGACAUACUGAUUUAAGUGUGCUACAGUUUGUCACUGAAAAGCUGCGUAUUUAGCUCAGACACAGAAGUGUCUGCAACUGUAAUAUUUAUGUAUAUUUCAGGAGCUGCAAUAAA
Stegostoma tigrinum is the source of this 4580-nucleotide messenger RNA. RefSeq names its product monocarboxylate transporter 12-like. The record is from RefSeq and is a predicted model, not a curated record. The transcript is spliced from 7 exons. The coding region runs from base 60 to 1784 and encodes 574 amino acids. Gene Ontology annotation, biological process: transmembrane transport; monocarboxylic acid transport. Lineage: Eukaryota; Metazoa; Chordata; Chondrichthyes; Orectolobiformes; Stegostomatidae. Gene Ontology annotation, molecular function: monocarboxylic acid transmembrane transporter activity.